Diatraea saccharalis (sugarcane borer) is the source of this 778-nucleotide messenger RNA. The record is from the annotation of a GenBank genome assembly. NCBI's taxonomy places the organism in Eukaryota, Metazoa, Arthropoda, Insecta, Lepidoptera, Crambidae.
AUGCGAUAUAUCGCAACGAAUCGUAUGGCUAAAAUAUCGUAUCAUAUAUCGAUAUAUCGUAUGGUCCUGUAUCGAUAUUUCGAUAUAUCGUAUCGUAUCGGGCAUCCCUAAUGUUGUGAAAGUGAUCACUUGGGCGGAGGUUUUUAUAAUAUUAAAGUUAUUUGAAUCCAAAUAUAUUAUUUUUACUGGCAUAAAAUGUCUACGCCACCUCGAGAAACUAUUCAAAAACAAAUACAGCAAGAUUGGGCUAAUCGAGAAUAUAUAGAAGUCAUCACUGGAAGUAUCAAAAAGAUCACAGAUUUCCUCAACUCUUUUGAUAUGUCCUGUAGAUCACGUCUUGCCACAUUAAAUGAGAAGUUAACAUCCCUCGAGAGGAAAAUUGAUUAUUUGGAAGCUUGUGUAACAAAGGGGGAAACAUUAACAUAAAUAGUUUUAUUAUUAAAUUAUCAUUACAUAGUUGUAAGUCUUUCAGUGAAUUGCACAAAUGUCCAUUAAGGUUCAAUGAUGACUUUAAACACUAAUUAAUUUUCUAUAUUUGAAAAUUUGUAUGGGUAAUGUAGAAUUAAACUAAUAAAAAUUUAAUGUACAUUUGUGCAAUGUCUUUAUCAAGUAUUGUAAAAGAUUGAUACUAUAAUAAUGAAAUACAAUGUUUUUCUAUGCACAAAAGCUGAAAUGAUUUCAGGCCUUUAUUUUUUAAGGCCAGUAUAUGAAUAUUUUAAUGAAAUAUGUUUGUGGUAUGCAAAGUGAUAAAUACUGUAAGCAUUAUUCAACAUCAGUA